GCAGGAGAACUAUGAGAAUGUGACCUUGCUGGGAUUUCCAGUUUCCAAACCUGAUGUGAUCUCCCAGCUGGAACAACGGGAAAAGCCAUUGGUCCCAGACCUCCAGCAUUCAGAAAAAAGAGAGAUCCUGAGAGUUCCCUGCACAGCAGGUGACGCAAUGGUAUGUGAGAAAGAGAAGAAUUCUCAGCAGGAAAAUGUUGAGCAAGUGGAUAAACACAGAGAAUUAUCACAAAGGUCAAAAAGAAAUGUGUCCUGGAGUCAUAAGCAGGAAAAAUCCAGUGAAAUUCAGCACAGACCAGAAAAAGAGCAGCCAGGGGAGAAAAUGGGUAACUGUAUUUCCUGUCAGGAAACUCGGAAGGACCUCAAGGAAACCACAACACACCAGGAAAUCCUGAGCGGAAAGAGAAAAAAUACGUGCACUAAGUGUGGAAAAAAUGUAUGUGAUUACUCCAUCCUUAUAAAGCAUCAGAGAAUCCACACAGGGGAGAGGAGGCCCUAUGAAUGCAGUGAGUGUGGGAAAAGCUUCACUAGAAGCUCAGGCCUUUAUCAACAUCAGAGAAUCCACACAGGGGAGAGGCCCUAUGAAUGCAGUGAGUGUGGAGAAAAAUUCAGUCGCAGCUCAGUCCUUAUUAGGCAUCAGAGAAUCCACACAGGGGAGCGGCCCUAUGAAUGCAGUGAGUGUGGGAAAAGCUUCACUAGCAGUUCAGACCUUUAUCAACAUCAGAGAAUCCACACAGGGGAGAGGCCCUAUGAAUGCAGUGAGUGUGGAGAAAAAUUCAGUCGCAGCUCAGUCCUUAUUAGGCAUCAGAGAAUCCACACAGGGGAGCGGCCCUAUGAAUGCAGUGAGUGUGGGAAAAGCUUCACUAGCAGUUCAGGCCUUUCUAAACAUCAGAGAAUCCACACAGGGGAGAGGCCCUAUGAAUGCAGUGGUUGUGGGAAAAGCUUCACUAGCAGCUCAGGCCUUUAUCAACAUCAGAGAAUCCACACAGGGGCGAGGCCCUAUGAAUGCAGUAAUUGUGGGAAAAGCUUCACUAGCUGCUCAGGCCUUUAUCAACAUCAGAGAAUCCACACAGGGGAGAGGCCCUAUGAAUGCAGUGAUUGUGGGAAAAGCUUCACUAGCAGUUCAGGCCUUUCUAAACAUCAGAGAAUCCACACAGGGGAGCGGCCCUAUGAAUGCAGUGAGCAUGGGAAAACUUUCAGUCGCAGCUCCAACCAUCUUACCCAUCAGAGAAUCCACAUGGGGGAGAGGCACUAUGAAUGCAGUGAGUGUAGAAAAUGCUUCUCUCGUAGCUCAGCCCUUUCUCAACAUCAGAUAAUCCACACAGGGGAGAGGCCCUAUGAAUGCAGUGAGUGUAGAAAAUGCUUCACUAGGAGCUCAGACCUUUAUCAACAUCUGAGAAUCCACACAGGGGAAAGGCCCUAUGAAUGCAAUGAGUGUGGGAAAAGCUUCACUAGGAGCUCAGGCCUUUCUAAACAUCAGAGAAUCCACACAGGGGAGAGGCCGUAUGAAUGCAGUGAGUGUGCGAAAACCUUCAGUCGCAGUUCACACCUUAUUAGGCAUCAGAGAAUCCACACAGGGGAGAGGCCCUAUGAAUGCUGUGAGUGUGGGAAAAGCUUCACUAGCAGUUCACACUUUAUUACGCAUGAGAGAAUCCACACAGGAGAGAGGCCCUAUGAAUGCAGUGAGUGUGAGAAAAACUUCACUAGCAGCUCAGGCCUUUCUAAACAUCAGAAAAGCCACACCAGUGAGAGGACCCCAUAAAUGCAGUGAGUGUGGGAAAACCUUCUGUUGGCACUUAGCCCAUGUUAGUCAUCAGACAAUCUGUAAGGAAGAUGAACACCAUAAAAACCUCUA
Gopherus evgoodei (Goodes thornscrub tortoise) is the source of this 1855-nucleotide messenger RNA. RefSeq names its product zinc finger protein 420-like. The transcript is spliced from 4 exons. The record is from RefSeq and is a predicted model, not a curated record. Bases 158 to 1762 code for a protein of 534 amino acids. NCBI's taxonomy places the organism in Eukaryota, Metazoa, Chordata, Testudines, Testudinidae.